This is a messenger RNA of Myotis brandtii (Brandt's bat), 4690 nucleotides long. RefSeq names its product NDC1 transmembrane nucleoporin (gene NDC1). Lineage: Eukaryota; Metazoa; Chordata; Mammalia; Chiroptera; Vespertilionidae. Gene Ontology annotation, molecular function: protein-macromolecule adaptor activity. The transcript has 18 exons. Gene Ontology annotation, cellular component: nuclear pore transmembrane ring. Gene Ontology annotation, biological process: nuclear pore organization. The coding region runs from base 235 to 2256 and encodes 673 amino acids. The record is from RefSeq and is a predicted model, not a curated record.
CGAGUUCUGGCGUCCCGGGCCCCUUUGGGACGCGUGUCUGCGGGGGAAUCCUGGCCUGCUGGGCCUGUCCAGACGAAAUCUCGGAGAGAUGGGUUGGGUCCUGGGCCGGGCUUCGCUCAGGCAGCGUUUCAGGCAGCCCCAACGGGGUCCUCCUGGGGCCUUCCUCUCUUUGAACCACGGAGGCGGGCAGGCUCGCCGUCUCCUGCUCCCCUCAGAGCGGGGCCCGCCAUCACCAUGGCCACGGUUGGGAGUUGGCCCUGCGCCGGCGGGUCGCGGGACAUCUUGUGGCGCGUUUUGGGAUGGAGGAUAGUUACAAGUAUUGUGUGGUCAGUGCUGCUUCUACCCAUCUGUACCACAGUAUUUAUAAUCUUCAACAGCAUUGAUUUAUUGCAUCCUAUACAGUGGCUGUCUGAUUCUUUCAAUGAUCUAUAUAGUUCCUAUGUAAUCUUUUACUUCCUGCUGCUGUCGGUGGUAAUAAUAAUAAUAAGUAUUUUCAAUGUGGAGUUCUAUUCAGUUGUGCCUUCCAUUCCCUGCUCCAGACUGGAACUGAUAGGGAAAAUCAUUCAUCCUCAGCAGCUCAUGCACUCACUUAUUCAUGCCGCAAUGGGAAUGAUGGUGGCUUGGUGUGCUGCAGUGAUAACCAAGGGCCGAUACAGUUUUCUUGUGGUUCCCUGCACUGGUACUGAGAGCUUAGAUGGCCCUGCUGCACAAGCCUGCUUAAACGAAUAUCACCUUUUUUUCCUACUGGCCGGAGCAUUUAUGGGCUAUUGCUAUAGCCUCCUGUAUUUUAUUAACAACAUGAACUAUCUUCCAUUUCCCAUCAUACAGCAAUACAAGUUCUUGCGCUUUAGGAGAUCUUUGCUCUUACUAGUUAAACACAGUUGUAUGGAAUCACUGUUCUUGAUUAGAAAUUUCUGCAUUGUGUAUUAUUUUCUUGGCCAUAUUCCCAAAGCUUGGAUUAGCACUGCUAUGAACCUUCAGAUAGAUGAGCAAUUUCAUAGGCCUCUUGAUACUGUGAGUGGCCUCUUGAAUCUCUCAUUGCUCUACCAUGUCUGGUUAUGUGGAGUCUUUCUUCUGAUGACUUGGUAUAUCUCAUGGAUACUCUUCAAAAUCUAUGCCACAGAGGCUCAUCUGUUCCCUGUUCAACCACCAUUUGCAGAAGAGUCAGAUGAAUGCCUCUCAAAAGUCUUAAACAGUAAUCCGCCCCUCAUCAUAAAGUAUUUGGCCUUGCAGGACCUGAUGUUGCUUUCUCAAUAUUCUCCUUCACGAAGACAAGAAGUUUUUAGUCUCAGCCAACCAGGUGGACAUCCCCACAAUUGGACGGCCAUUUCAAGGGAGUGUUUGAAUCUUUUAAAUGAUAUGACUCAGAAACUGGUGCUCUACCAGGAAGCUGCUGCAACAAAUGGAAGAGUAAUGUCUUCCUCAUACACAGUGGAGCCUAAGAAAUUGAAUUUUCCAGAAGAAACUACUUUUCAGACCCCAAAAUCUAGUCAGAUGCCUCGGUCUUCAGUGCCACCGUCAGUUAAGACAUCACUGUUUUCGCCAAAAUUAUCUACACCCGAUAUUUCAAGUCCCCUUGGAUCUCCUUUUGGCUCUACUGUAAUAAAUCGGAUGGCUGGAAUUUUUGAUGCAACCACUGGCUAUGGGUCACCUCAAAGUUCUCAGCUAAUAAGAAGAGGGCCAAGAUUAUGGUCUUCUACCCCUGAUCAGCAAAUGAAUGGAUUUUCUAAUCUUCCAUCUACAGUUAGUGCUGAGGGUAAGACAAUGAGACAGCCCAGUGUGAUUUAUUCAUGGAUUCAGAAUAAACAUGAACAGAUUAAGAAUUUCUUGUCAAAACGGGUGCUGAUAAUGUAUUUUUUCAGUAAGCACCCAGAGGCCUCCAUUCAGGCUGUUUUUGCAGAUGCCCAAAUGCAUAUUUGGGCUUUGGAAGGUUUGUCACACUUAGUAGCAGCGUCAUUUACAGAAGAUAGAUUUGGAGUUGUCCAGACUACACUACCAGCAAUUCUUAAUACUUUGUUGACACUGCAAGAGGCAGUUGACAAGUACUUCAAGCUUCCUCAUGCUUCCAGUAAACCACCUCGGAUUUCAGGAACCCUUGUGGACACUUCCUAUAAAACAUUAAGAUUCGCAUUUAGAGCAUCACUAAAAACUGCCAUCUAUCGAAUAACUACUACAUUUGGUGAACAUCUGAAUGCUGUGCAAGCAUCUGCAGAACAUCAGAAAAGACUUCAACAGUUCUUGGAGUUCAAAGAAUAGUUAAGUAAUAUAAACUGUGUUCAUUACACUGCUGAUACAACUACAGAUGGGACAGUAAAUGUUCAGCAUUCUUGGAUCAGAAGAAAAUGGACUAAUUAGAUGCUUCCUUUGUCGUGGUGGUUGCUUUGAAAACUAUACUUUAAUGGGAGAAAUCAUGGAAAGAAAUUCUCAACAGAAUAACUGAAAACGGCCUUUUCUGUACCAGUUGCUUGUAUGUGUGGUAUAAUAAAAUCUUUAUUCAAUUUCACAGUUACAUCUAUGGCAGUAGAAAUGUCUCCAGCUUAUAAAGCUUAAUAAUAAUUAGGAUUUUUUUAGAAUUUACUUUUGAGAGGACUAGAGCCAGUUCAGAAGGUAAAAUAGGUUGACUUGACCCAGUCUUCCUUCCUAGUCAUUCUGAGAGUUUAACUCUUGUAAACUUGAAAUACAUAAACUUUUUUAGAGUCAUUUCUGUAUACUAAAGGAUUAAAAUGGUAACAUUGGAGAAAAGUUCACAGAAAAUAUAUUGUCUAAAGGACAUAUUUUGUCAAUCUGUUAGGUUAUGUUUUUGUUUCCAGAGACAAAUUAAAUUUGCAUGAUUGUCCAAAAAAAAAGUCUCAAUUUACAGAUGCUAACUCUAUAUAAAGGAAUGUGGAAAAAUUCAGUUCUUAAGUUACAAGAUUAAACAUUCACAUUUGGUUUUUAAAAGACAGUCGACUGACAUCUAUGAAUUUGUUUUGUAUCAUGCUAGUAAACAAUUAAGUACAUGACUAUUUUCUCAACUAAUUUUACUUUCUUUUUCUGGAACAAAACAUUAAGUGAUUGUAGAGUUCUUCAAGUGAGAGAAAAAGUUUUGCAAGAAAAACCAGGAGACUUUUCCCCUUUUUACCACUCUUCAUCUUCAUUAGAUGAAAUUAUUUUGUGAAGCUUUUUGGCCUCAGAGGGAGCAGUCUUCCCUGUGUUAACUGGCUAAUUAAAAUAUAUUAGGAAAAUCUUUACAGCCAGAAACAACUUAGUCAUCAAAUAGCAAGUGAGACCAAGACGUCAGAGGGAUUACUUGGGAGCAUGUUGUAUGUCCCAAAAGUGAACAAGGUAAUUUUAUUUGCUCAAUUUCUUUGGAGAUGAAAGAUUAGAAAUCCUACUAGUAGAUAUCCACUGGACUAGCUUUGGACUGAAAUGCUUCCUUGUAAUUUUUUUUCCUGUUAUUUUUCUCCUCCAGUGUCCCAUAAUGUUUUCUUUAGUCAACACAGUAUUGUAUAUGAGUCUUUAUUAAUAUGGCAUAUAUGUCUACAAUUUGUCUGAUUACUUGAUGUACUAUAUCUUUAUUCCUUCUAUUUGUUGCCCCUUCAGCCAGCACAUGCCAAAUUAUAAAUGAAUCCUACUGACCUUUAAAGUGUCUUUAUGAGACAGUUCCCCAAUUGUCUAGUGUGUGGAGGAUUUAGGCUAUUGCCAUUGCUUUUUCUUUUCACCCCUGAAGAGGAGUUGAUCGCUUUUGAAUGUGAAAGUUGAAUUUUGAAAGUGGUAGUUACUUACAGAUGGCCAGAAAAUUGUGGCUAGGUUGACUGAGAACUGUUGAAUUUUAUGUUUUAAAGCCACUGAGCUUUUUAUAUUCCAUUCUCUGUGCUGAGGCAUUUUGGGAGAAAAGGACUCUGGUUUCUGCUUCCAUUAAAGAAUUGUAGUAUUUAACCCAUUUGAUUCCUGAGACUGAUGAUGGGAUGAUUCCUUUAAACUAUUGGAUAAAAUGUCUGGCUAAGUGUAGAUUUUUGCCAGAUACUUGGGGCAAAGGUGUAUUUGAUGAGCAGUGUAAAAACUUUUGAGGUAUUCAUUCCAAAUUCUCUCCAAAAAGAAUGUGCUUUGUACAAAAUAUAGGUCACAUAAAGUUUUCUUGAUGGGGUCUGGAAACUGUCCCCCCAAAUCUGGAUUACAUUUAGUUGGUAGGGAGUCAGUUCCUUUUCCUCUUUGUGUGUCGAUAAUCUCCAUACCAUCUGUUGGGGUAGGGUGUGGCUCAGUCACCUGUUAUUAAAAAGCUCCUCUGGCUCCUCCUGUGUACAAGAGGAGAGAAGCGUUUCCUUUGAUGAAGUCACAGCUUGGUUAUGAGCCCACUGGUGCUCUAACACUGGCCUGAAGAUUAGAGUGUUUUUUAAAAGCUUUACUCAGACUGUCGGUAUAAAACAUGAUUCUUUCCGCUCUUGUAAUGUUUGCUUGACCCUUAUGGAAGCUAUAAACCCACAGAACUUCUUUCCCGGAGAACCGCGAAACUGUCCUAGAAUAAACAUCGCACCAUUCAGUGGACAUGGAUGAGCUUCAGUUUGUUACUUUGCUGGAUUUGUUCUUGGUAAUUGUUUUGUAUGUCUUCCUGUAAAUAUGGUAAUCUGUUUAUAUACUUUUGUAUAUCACUGACCUUGAAUUGGGUAGAAAAAUAAAUUGACAUUUUAAAAAAUGGGACAAUUAAUUGAAA